This is a messenger RNA of Protopterus annectens (West African lungfish), 3086 nucleotides long. RefSeq names its product myogenesis regulating glycosidase (putative) (gene MYORG). Gene Ontology annotation, biological process: carbohydrate metabolic process; skeletal muscle fiber development. Gene Ontology annotation, molecular function: hydrolase activity, hydrolyzing O-glycosyl compounds. The transcript is spliced from 2 exons. The record is from RefSeq and is a predicted model, not a curated record. Lineage: Eukaryota; Metazoa; Chordata; Ceratodontiformes; Protopteridae. Bases 638 to 2674 code for a protein of 678 amino acids.
UCCAAUGAACAGAGGUUUCCACGCCCACUCGUUCAGGGUGACGUCAGAACAGCAGGGAACACAUUUCUGAACAUAACCGGAGCAACUGAGGGUAACACGUAGGUUAUAUUGUUAACUCCUGUAUAUUUUGUGUUGGUUAAUAAUUCGUCGUUAUUUUGGGAUAUUUCAAAAGCGGUAUUUGUACAUAUUUAUGCGGUCUGUUCAUUAUGCAGUACAGUUUUUUGAGUGGCUAAAGAAGUGAACUGCUCCGUCUGAUGUUACUCUUGUUUCACAUCGGUUAAGUGAAGAAGUCACCAGAUGGAGGUGUCCCACUCUUAACAAACAGUGACCUCUGUGUUCCAACACAUCUGUAUGCGUUAAAAAUAAAUGUAAGGGAUAUUAUAGGGAAUGGCUGUACCUGGACACGCAUUAGACUGUUUCGUGCACUGAGGCGGAGCUCUCCAUUUAUUUGCCUAAAAAGUGCUACUUCUAUAUACAAUGGUGCAUGUGAUCAUACGGAGGUGAAAACAUCAGUCAAUUGAGAAGACACAUUCAGGGUCUAAGGAAACUUUGAAAAAGUUCUGCCUUGCAGCAGAUCUCUACUGAACUGUUUUGUUUUCAACUCUGAAAAAUCCAGAAUCAUAAAAUACCUUCCAUUAUGUACACAUUUGUGCCGGAACGCAUUACUCCAUCAAAACCAAAGACAUCUAAAGAAGUAAAACCCAUGGUAUUUGCUGUUUGUUUUGGCCUAGUUCUUGUAUUUGCUGCAGUUGCUGCAUGGUGUUACUACAGAGUUUCCCUUCGCAAGGCAGAGCUGUUAAGAACCGAAAAAUUAAACUUAAAUAAAGAGGGCUUUAUUAUAAGGAAUCAGAAAGAAGAUGUCGUCUUCAGGGUGGCAUUCAGAUCUGGUGCCUUAGACCUGGAUUCUUGUAAUAAAGAAGAAAAUAUUUUAAGAUGUUCAAGAUCAAGUAAAGGGAAACUCAACUUUUUCAUCAUGACUGUAAAGCCCAAAGAUACAAUAACGUGCUAUAGAGUACGUUGGGAGGAAUUUGUUGCAGACACAGUGGUUGAGCAUGCCAUGUACUGGGAAAAAGCACAUUGGUAUGGUGGUAGUGAAAUGAGCACUCAGCACUGGCCAAUCAAACUCUCUGGUGAACAAGAACCCAAACCUUUUGUCACCAGUGAUGUGUACUCAUUUCGCAACAGCUCUGGUGGCAUCUUGGAGAGGUACUGGCUGUCAUCUAAAGCUGCAGCUAUUAAAAUUAAUGAUUCUGUACCUUUUCUACUAGGGUGGAAUAGCACCGAGGAGACACUUUACUUUCAAGCAAGAUAUAAAGAUUCACCUUACAGACCACCAGUGGGACAACGGCCUUUCCCAGAAUUGAGUUAUCGUGUUUGUGUGGGAUCAGAUGUAACAUCUAUCCAUAAGUACAUGGUAAGGAGGUACUUUUACAAGCCUGCAAGGAAACCAUCAGAAAGUAUGUUUCGAUAUCCAAUUUGGUCUACUUGGGCACAGUAUAAGAAGGAUAUCAACCAGGAAAAUCUUUUACGUUUUGCAGAAAACAUUAAAAUGCAUAAAUUCAAUUGUAGCCAUAUUGAAAUAGACGACAUGUACUCAAAGACAUAUGGGGAAUUUGAUUUUGAUCCAUUGAAAUUUCCAAAUGCAACUGAGAUGUUCCAGAAGUUGAAAGAAGAUGGAUUCCAAGUAACUUUGUGGAUCCAUCCAUUCAUAAAUUACAAUUCCUCAAACUUUGGAGAAGGAAUUGAAAGGAAGCUUUUUGUUAUGGAACCAACUGGCAGACUUCCAGCUUUGGUGCAGUGGUGGAAUGGCAUAGGUGCCAUACUAGAUUUCACAAAUCCUAGUGCAAGAGAGUGGUUUCAGUACAAUUUGAAGCAGCUGAGAGUAAAAUAUGGUAUAGCAUCUUUUAAAUUUGAUGCUGGAGAGUUUAGCUACCUCCCUGAACAAUUUAGCACUUUUAAACCUUUGGCAGAUCCUAGCACAUUUAGUAGGAGGUAUACAGAAAUGGCCAUUCCUUUUUAUGAGCGUGCAGAGUUGAGAGUUGGCUAUCAGUCCCAAAAUAUAUCAUGUUUUUUUCGCAUCAUUGAUCGUGACUCUGUUUGGGGGUAUGAACUUGGCCUUAAAUCUUUAAUUCCUACAGUUCUUACCAUAAGCAUGCUGGGAUAUCCUUUCAUAUUGCCGGACAUGAUAGGUGGAAAUGUUUAUCAAAACAAAACAAGUGGGUCAGAUGAUCUUCCUGAUCGAGAGUUGUAUAUCCGCUGGCUUGAGCUUUCUGCUUUUAUGCCAUCAAUGCAGUUCUCUAUCCCACCAUGGAGGUACGAUAGGGAAGUUGUUGAAAUUGCCCAGAAAUUUUCACAGCUGCAUGAGUCUUUGGUGGCGCCUCUUGUGCUGGAGCUAGCGGGAGAAGUUACAGACACUGGUGAUCCCAUAAUAAGACCUCUGUGGUGGAUUGCACCUACUGAUGAAGUCACAUAUACUAUAGAUUCACAGUUUCUCAUAGGUGAUACUUUAAUGGUUGCACCUGUUCUUGAGCCAGGCAAGCAAGAAAGGGAUGUGUACCUUCCAUCUGGCAAGUGGCGUAGUUACAAGGGAGAAAUGUUUCAAACAUCGGGCGCCUUGCUGACGGACUAUGCAGUUGACUUGGAUGAAGUGGCUUAUUUCACUUGGGCAUCAUGAAUCAUGUCGUUGAUGCCAAGAAACGUUAAAACAGUGUCUAGGAGGAGUGGGCUGAAACUUGCAAAGAUAGAUAUUUUUAUGAGCAGUUUUCUCAAUUUUAAGUCCUCCUUCAGUAACACUGCAGUUUCAAAGAGAAGUGCUCUUUAAAAAAGGCAUCACUGUUUUAAUAAGCUAUCGUUUUACAUGUUUAUAACCAGCUAUUUUUCAUAUUGAAAUUCAGGGUGCUGCUUCUUUGAAUUCAGUUUAAGGAAAUGUAAUUUAAUGGUACGAACAUGUUCAUUAUCACCUCCAGUGUUUGGUAUGAUGCAGAUAUGGAUAUACUUUUUAACUUUUAUGUAAAUUCUGUGUGGGAGAGGCACAGUGAAAAUAGGAACUUUUUUAAUGAGGAAAAAAGUAAAACAUUAAAAAUUUU